Molecule: messenger RNA, 2754 nt
Organism: Motacilla alba alba
Lineage: Eukaryota; Metazoa; Chordata; Aves; Passeriformes; Motacillidae
Gene: USH1G
Product: USH1 protein network component sans
Exons: 2
Coding region: 264-1673 (469 amino acids)
Biological process (GO): equilibrioception; sensory perception of sound; sensory perception of light stimulus
Molecular function (GO): protein binding
Source: RefSeq, a predicted model, not a curated record
UUAAUGUGCCGUGGAGCUGGUGCGUGUUCCAGGGAGCCGCCGGGGCUGGAGGAUGCUUAGGACCCAGGGGAAGCGCUGUGGAGCCUGGCUGGCUGGGCUUGGAACGACUCCUGCCUCCCCGGCCAGGACUUCUCAGGUGUCCCGGUACGCGGAGCUGUGCGAGGCGAGUGGGGCCCUCCUGGCAGCUGCCCCUGCCCCACGUCCGUGCCCAUGCUCUGGACCCCCUGGGCACCCAUGUGCUGGCCCGGGGACCCCUUCGCACCAUGAAUGACCAGUACCACCGAGCCGCCCGGGACGGCUACCUGGACCUGCUGAAGGAAGCCACCAAGAAGGACCUGAACUCGCCAGAUGAGGAUGGCAUGACCCCGACCCUAUGGGCCGCCUACCACGGCAACCUGGAUGCCCUGCGCCUCAUUGUCAGCAGAGGGGGUGAUCCAGACAAAUGUGACAUCUGGGGGAACACCCCCCUCCACCUGGCAGCAGCCAAUGGUCACCUGAACUGCCUCUCCUUCCUCAUCUCCUUUGGGGCCAAUAUCUGGUGCCUGGACAAUGACUACCACACCCCACUGGACAUGGCAGCCAUGAAGGGGCACAUGGAGUGUGUGCGGUACCUGGACUCGAUUGCUGCCAAGCAGAGCAACCUCAACCCCAAGCUGGUGAGCAAACUGAAGGACAAGGCCUUUCGGGAUGCAGAGAGGAGGAUUAAGGACUGUGUGAAGCUGCAGAAGAAGCACCACGAAAGGAUGGAGAAACGGUACAGAAAGGAGAUGUCAGAUAAUUCGGAUACCAUGAGCUUUUCCAGCUAUUCAAGCAGCACCUUAAGCAAGAAGUUCCAGCACAUGUCUAUGGUGACUUCCCUGCCAUACUCACAAGCCACCAUCCAUGGCACAGCCAAGGGAAAGACGAAAAUACAAAAGAAAUUAGAGAAGAAGAAGCAGGUGGACGGGACAUUCAAGAUCUACGAAGAUGGCAGGAAAAGCGUUCGGUCUCUGUCUGGUCUGCAGCUGGGCAAUGACGUCAUGUUUGUGAAGCAGGGCACGUACGCCAGCCCGAAGGAGUGGACUCGCCGCAAUAUCCGAGACAUGUUCCUCACGGAUGAAGACACUGUCUCCCGUGCCAUAAGUGACCCAGGUUUGCACAUGGACUCGGCCCACUCGGAGGUCAGCACUGACUCCGGACACGACUCCUUGUUCAACCGCCCCGGGCUGGGCACCAUGGUGUUCCGGCGCAACUACGUGAGCAGUGGGCUCUUCGGGAUCGGCCGGGAGGACGGGGGCACGCUGGGGGAGGACAGCGCCGACGGGAUGGGCGUCAGACUGCGGAGCCGCCUGCAGCGCUCGCCAAGUCUCAACGACAGCAUUGGCAGUGCCAACAGCCUGCAGGAGAGGAACGCGGAGGAGCUGCCCUGGGAUGAGGUGGAGCUGGGCUUAGACGAUGACGAUGAACCAGACACAAGCCCCUUGGAAACUUUUCUGGCUUCCCUGCACAUGUUUGAAUUCAUCUCCAUCCUGAAGAAGGAAAAGAUUGACUUGGAGGCCCUCAUGCUGUGUUCAGACAAUGACCUGAAGAGCAUCAAUAUCCCUUUGGGCCCCAGGAAGAAGAUUGUGGAUGCCAUCCAGAGGAGACAACAAACACUGGAGAAGCCAGAUGUCAUUGUAGACACUGAACUGUAAGUAGGAGAUGGAGUGUCUGAGGGGUUAAACCCUUCAGCAGGUGGAGAUAUGGAUAAUGUAAGGUCUUGUUUUCAACCUGCUUUGGAAGAGUCCAGGUAACCUCAGCACUUCUGUGUGUGGGCAAAUUCUUGCUCAUGUGGAAAGGAUGAGAGUUUGGAGAGGUGGCAAUAGUGUUAGUUCAUUACUCAACCUUAAUGUAACUGGGCAGGACAUGAAGCCCUUGUUUUGUUUCAUAACCCAUUUGAAUGCAGACUGCUUUGUGGUCUGAUGCUUCUCAGUCCAUGUAGCUGAGAUUUUCAACCACGCUCAGGCUUGUAUUGACUCUUCACCUUUUGAAGACAUUAGGAAAUCAACCACAAUUCCUGGUGGGAGCAGGCUGACGGCAGUGCUAGGUGGCUUUGGGAAUCCUUCCCCAAAUGCUUGAGAUCUUACUCAGUCCUCUGGAGAUUGCAUAUCUGGGUUGGAGUUGUUGUGGUUUUAUGGUGUUUCCAGGGUUUGGUUGGUAGGGUUAAAGGCCUGUACCUGUCAGAGAGGAGAAGGGAAGGCCACAUGCACUAAUACCCCAAUUCACUAUGUUGUUUGGGCUUCCCAGCCUUCAGAUAUCUGUGUGCUGCUGUUACAGCCUUUCAGUACAGCUUGUUCUUGGAUCCUCACAGUGCUGAUAGGUUUUUCUUUUUUCCUUUGCAGAUAGCAGCAGCAUCUUUUUUUUUUUUUUUUUUUUUUUUUUUUUUUUUUUUUUUUUUUUAAUGCUUGAGAAACAAACCCAGUUCUAAGUUGCCAGAAAACACAAGCCAGAGACUCCCUUUCUGGGGCAGCUGAAAGCUACAGCCAUCCCCGCCAGUCCCACGGGACUGCUCCCUCACUGUGCUCCCUGUCUGUGCGAUGCUCCCAAUGGUUCCUGGCACGGAGGGACAAGAAUUGAGAUUGGACCAGGCAGCUCCAACCUGCCAACCUUCAAAGGAUCAUGGUCUCCCACUUGCUGGAGGAAGGAGUGAGCUGCACAGAUGGCUGGGACGCUGUUGUCACAGGCUGUGAGACCACACCAAGCCAUGAAUGGAAGGAGAUAAUGUGAUAUUUUCAA